GCCAUGAUUCUUGGUGCACUGCUGGUGAUUGUGGUGGCCAGUACUGGAGCACUGGUUUAUGGACAGUCAGUGUUCUUCAAACUGGGACCAACCUUAUAUAACACCAACAAUACUGAGAUCCUCAUCACUGACAUUGGACAGGAUGCCUUGAAUAGUUUCCCAACUCUCACCUGUCAUACUGACCUCACUACCUGCUGUAGAAGUGUUGCUGACAACAAUGGUAAUGGAGGACUAGGACAGUGGACGUAUCCUGAUGGGACGUUGCUGCAAAACCAGAACAAAGCAAUAGCUGCUUCAGAGUGUUUCUUCUUUGUGAGGAAUGCACCUCAGACCAUCAAACUGGCUCGUAGAGAUAAUGUCAACCCCAUCACUCCAACUGGGUCCUACUGUUGUACUGUACCAACUACUGGAGGAGACAUGACCCUCUGUGCUAACCUGGUGGUGUGCUUGUCCCUCCCUCCCCCCACCAAUGGAGGGGUCUCCUACACUGACCCAACACUGGGUGAUGGUACCGUGGCCACCUACACCUGUGACACUGGCUACACUCUCGAUGGAGACACCACCACCAGGACUUGUGGGAGUGGAGUGUGGAGUGGGUCAGCUCCAACGUGUGAUGCAGCUACCACCAUGGUUACUACUGAAGAAGAAGUUACCAUGGCCACCACUGAAGAAGAAGCUACCAUGGCCACCACUGAAGAAGAAGUUACCAUGGCCACCACUGAAGAAGAAGCUACCAUGGCCACCACUGAAGAAGAAGCUACCAUGGCCACCACUGAAGAAGAAGCUACCAUGGCCACCACUGAAGAAGAAGCUACCAUGGCCACCACUGAAGAAGAAGCUACCAUGGCCACCACUGAAGAAGAAGCUACCAUGGCCACCACUGAAGAAGAAGCUACCAUGGCCACCACUGAAGAAGAAGUUACAAUUGCCACCACUGAAGAAGAAGCUACCAUGGCCACCACUGAAGAAGAAGCUACAAUGUCUACGGAUGCUUUGACGACAGAAACGCCUACUUCUGCUGUGUGCUCUGACCUCCUCACCAUCAACAACGGGACCAUAGUCUACAGUAGUGGAUCACCUGACAACAGACCUGAGGAUGUUACAGCUAUUCAUUCUUGUGACGCUAGCUUCAGUCUUGUUGGAGAGGCCGUGAGGACUUGUGGGAGUACUGGAGAGUGGAGUGGGUCACCUCCAACCUGUGUGGUGGUUUGCAUGGACCUGGUUGCACCUCUCACUGGAAGUGUUGUGUAUGAUAUGGGGUCCAAAGAUAGCAGACCAGUGGGUACCAUGGCAACGUACACCUGUUCCACUGGCUACAUGGUGGUUGGUAGUGUCACUGUGACCUGUCAAGCUGAUAGGACCUGGAGUGACAGUGCUACCUGUGAAUUGAUUUGUCCGGACCUCUCUGAGCCAGACAAUGGCAAUAUAGUGUACAGCAACCCCAUUCCCAGAGAUGUUGACUCAACGGCUACCUACUCCUGCACUACUGCUGGCUAUCAGCUGGUGGGGAUAACAGAGAGGAUGUGUACUGCCAGUGGAUGGAGCACUGGGACUGAUCCAACCUGCAUAUUGGUGACAGUGAUGUCCACUGGAACACCUACAGCUGGACUGAGCUAUUCUCUCACUUGCACUGCUGAGCUAUCAACAACUGCCACGCCCACCUUCCAAUGGUCCCAGGAUGGGAGUGUGAUCACUGUGGGGGGUACCAGGAUCAUUGUGGGGGGUGGAGAGAGCACCUCCCCCUACACCAACACUCUCACCUUCAGUCCAAUACAACAAUCACACCAGGGGGCCUACAUAUGUCAGGUUACCGUGGAUACAGUCACUGCUAGCAGCCCCUCCACUGACGUCACUGUGGGAGUACCCACUCUAAUGGCCACCGUAACACUGGCCCCCUCUCCAAUGGCUGGUCAGAGCUACUCCCUCACAUGUACUGUGACUGGAGCGGAGGCUCUGACUCCAACCAUCUCCUAUCAAUGGUUCGAGGGCUCCAGCUCACGUGUGAUGUUGCCUACUACCUUCGCUGAUCUCACCUUUGACCUCCUUAACCUCUCUGACGCUGGCCAGUAUAGCUGUGAUGUCAUUGUCAGCUCUCCAUUCGUGACCUCUGACCUCACAGCUUCCAGUGGAGUAGAGGAUCUCAUCAUUCAGAUUCCACCCCCCACUGUGAGUGUUAGUCAACCACCCACUGUGUUCCUGGGGACUAUGUUCACACUGACAUGUACUGCUGAGCUGGCAGCCUCCGUGGAUGUGGGUGUGACUGUGGGUGUGGUUUGGACAGGUCCUGACCAGUUCACCAGCUCUAAUACAAUGGCUAGUCUCACAGCAGGAGAUAGCUCUCACGCUAGUCAACUGAUGGUGGCCAGUGCUGCUCAGAGUGGAGACUACACGUGUGCAGUUACUCUGGACUCUGUGUCUAACCUUCUAACAGACAGCGAUCCAGCCACUCAAGUGCGACCUAUCAGUGUUGUGGGUGCCCCCUCCUCUCCUGUGGUGACCUCAGUACCACUAAUAAACUCCAUCGCUUUCUCCUGGACCCAAGAUGAUCAGAGUGAUGUUGUGCUGACUUAUGGUAUUGUGUUUGAGUAUAAUGGAUCAUGCUCUGAAAUGGUUGAACCGAGCGUAAAUUCUGGAUUCUUCUUUACAACAUUCACUCCCACCAACCUGUUCAGUUUCAGCAACUAUCGAAUGACAGUCACAGCUGUCAAUCCAGUUGGAUCCACUACAACGGUUGUCAUAGUUACCACUCUUCCCAAGGUUCCUAGUGGACCUGUACUGAACCUUGUGGCUAGUUCCUUCAGCUCUACCUCAGUCACCAUUACUUGGGACAGAGUGUCUUGUGCCAUGAGAAACAGUGACAUCACUGGAUAUCAGAUUAGCUAUGUUUACACAGUUGAAGGUACCACUCUGGAUAGUGUCAACAUCCCUGGAACUGACAUGAGGGAGUUCACUGCAUCUGGUCUCAUUCCAAGAACCCAGUACACAUUCCUAGUCACUCCUCUCAGUAAUAGUGGCAUGGGAACUCAAGUGGCCAGUGUUGUCAGGGAGACAAGUCUAGCAGAAGAGCUGUCUCUGUUCCUGGGUGGGCAGUUUCUGAGCAACCAUGCUAUAGUGACCCCCUCUGACAUUGGGGAGACCAACAAUGCCCUCCUCUGUCUAACACCAGUCCUUGAUUGCUGUGACAGCUCCAAUGGACUGGCAGGAGAUUGGUUUUACCCAAAUACGGGUGUAGUAGCAAGGAAUGGAUUCGGCCUUCCACUUUUCAGAAACCGUGGUCCCAGUGUAGUGAGGCUAAACCGCGUAGCAGACAGUGUUGGCUCUGGAGUGUAUCGCUGUGAGCUACUGUCAGCAGUGGGUGUGUCUGUGAGCCUCCAUGUCGGUCUCUACCCUCUUGGUGAAGGUGCUCCCACUAUACCUGAUGAGCUGGUGUUCAAUAGAGUUGCCCUCACUCUGAGGUGUGUGUCUAAUGGUGGUCCAGCUAGUGAGGUAGUGUGGACCAGGAAUGGAGCAGCUGUGUCUACUGGAUACACUCUCACACAAACUGUCACCAACACAGCCACUGCUACCUAUGAGAAUGUCCUGACUGCUACUACCAUUGCUGAUCUGGUGGGUAACUUCACCUGUACAGUCAACAACAACAGAGGAACCUCCAACACUGUCAGCUUCUCCUUCAAUGGUAUUGACAUUGAGGGUGUUGAAGGUCUGGUAGUGGGCAGUGAUGCUACUCUGAGGUGUGUGAGUGUGUCUCCAGCUACCAUGAUCCAAUGGAUCAACACUGCUGGAGAUGAGAUUACCAUGACUACAAUGGGAUUGACCCUUGACCUCCCCUUGACCCCAGUCACUGACACUCUCCACAACUCAGAGUUCACUUGUCGAGUAACUAGAUCCCCAAGCAAUGGAGGAACUGGAGAACUCAGUACCACACUCACUGUGAUUGUGCCUGAGAGUGCCCUCAGUGUGUCCAUCACCUCCCCCUCUGCUGUGGUGGCUGGUAGUGACUACAUCUUCAGAUGUGAGGUCACUAAGGUCAUACUAGGACUCGCUAACACACCCACUGCUGUGUGGGAGGCCUCUGAUGGACAACAGAUCACCACAGGGGGUAAUGUCAUCAUCACUAACCCCUCUACUGGAGUGACAGAGCUUAGCUUCACUGGCAUCAGAACAGACCAAACUGAUCCGUAUAUAUGUAGAGGAACACUCACUUCACCUGCUCUGAUGGUUGCUAGGGAGACAACAGACUCAGUCUCUGUUAGUGUACAGCUUCCUCCACCUAUUGUGAUUCUGACCACACCCACAUCACCACUAACUGCCGGCACAUCCCAGGAGCUCACUUGUUCUGUUACCGUGGAUACAGCCGUCACCACGGACGUUGACGUGAGUAUUACUUGGGAGAGGAUCAGAGGAUCAGAGGUUGUUGCCAUAACAACUGUGACCCUGAAUGAGAAGACCUCCAGCACUCCAGUGAUCCUGACAGUGAACACUAUGGAUACAGACUACACAUGUAGAGCCACGUACAUGACCACCUUCGGAGUCAUGAGUCCUCCAGCAGAGGACACUCAAGCCAUCACUAUCACGAUCCCCCCACCCCCUGUGGUGACCAUCAGUGUGUCUGGUGACUCUGUGGCAGGCUCCUCCCUCUCUCUCCUCUGUACUGCCACGCCCCCUAUCCCACUAGUGACCCCACCCACUAUCUCCUGGGUACAACAAGACCUCGCUGAUACCAUUACUCCAGUCACCUCCGACCCCUCAGCUAGCGUUAAUCUGACCUUUGACCCCCUGAGAACCAGUCGUGGCGGUAUGUACAUGUGUAUGGCAGGUUACAACAUUUCUGACGCUGACCUCCCUGACCUCUCCAACACUGCAUCCACCAUUGUCAGUGUGCAAAUCCCGAGACCUGAUGCCAGGAUCACCUUUGACCCCAUGAUGGAUAACUACACUGUUGGCCUGUUCCUGACCCUGGGUUGUGAGGUCACUCUAUCAUCAGCUGUUGAUACUAUGGUGAACCUUGACCCCAUCUGGCGGAGAGAGGGGGUCGUACUGACCACUGGAGACCAACUCACUGUGGGGGACUUCCCUAUUACUAAUGAUGACCAGGUGUACACUAGCUUGUUGGAGUUCCAACCAUUGACAAGAGACUUUAUUGGCAAUGACACCUUGUAUGAGUGUGAGGCCAGUGUAGUGCCUCAGAGUGAUACCUUCAUCACUGGAACCACCACCAACACAUCCACCACACUCACUGUGGGAGUGGCUGACUUUUCUGCCUCAAUCAGCUCUGACUCCACUGUGCUAGCUGGCUCUGAGCACACUCUAGUGUGUCAAGGAGUGAGAGGAGAUGACCAGGCUGAUGGUACCACACUGGAGGUGGAGUGGUUCAAUCCUGAUGGUGUCCUCAUAACUGGAGAGACUAGUGGGGUCAUGAUAACAGGAGUCACUGACAUCACUACUGACCCUACCCUCAUGAGCUCUCUGAUCUUCCCCAGUCUCCAGACAUCUCAAGCUUGUCCCUACACGUGUAGAGUCAACCACACUAUACCUGACACCACCAUCACUGAUCAGAGCAUCCUGAGCUCAUCAGUGGUCACUGUGCAGAUCAAUACCCCUCAAGUGAUGAUCAGUGCUAGUCGGUCUGCCACACUGUACGAGGGAACUACUGGUCAGGUCCUACGCUGUGUGGUUACCCCUGACAACACUGGAGUGAACACAACCACUAGUGUGACACGAGAUAUAACUGGAGGUGUUGACAGAGACACGACUAGUGACACUGUCAGUGAUGGUGUGAUUAUUGUGGAGGAGGCCGUUCAAGUGCUGAGUCUCAGUGACACUGGGACCUACACAUGCUCUGCUACUGUGGACUCUGAACCCAACAAUAUGUACAUUAUGUCAGCCACCAAUACAGACACUCUGAGCAUAACUGUGGAGGUCCUCCCAGACCCUGUUGUGGAGAUAUCACCCAGUAGUCUCCUACCAGUGCUGGCUGGGUCCUCCCUCGACCUCACCUGCUCAGUCUCAGUGGAGGACCUUCUCUCUGUGGAGCCACUCAUACAGUGGACACAGUCUGACCAGUCACUAUCUGGGGUAAUCAAUGGCCGUACCAACACACUGACCUUUGACCCCCUCCUCACAACCAACGCCACUCAGUACACAUGUACUGCCACUAUCAACAUACCUGCAGUGGACAUCACUAGUACUGGAAGCAACUCUAUAGCCCUCACAGUGGACAUCCCCCCUCCCACUGUGAGUGUGUCCUCACCCACCCCCGUCUACCAUGGCACUAACCACACCCUCUCUUGUAACGCUGGCUAUGACACUAGUGUAGUGACGACUGCUGUGACUCUGGACUACUCCUGGACUGGACCCAACCUCAUAGCCUCCAGUGAUAGUGCUGCUCUCACACUCUCACCAGUGGACCUACCAGCACAGAGCAGCGGAGACUACACUUGCACUGUCAGCGUUAUCCCAGCAGUCUCAACAUUCAUCAACCCUGCCACAGACUCUGAUACUUACACCAUCACUGUACUAGCUGCUCCCCCUCCUGAGGUGUUGACUGGUGUGCCUGUGAGGGAGGAGCGUUGUGGACAAGUGUCCUCCAUCACCUGUACUGCAUCUGUCAUUGAUAACUUUGUAGCCACACCCACCUUCAUGUGGAGGGGGCCAGGUGGAGACAUUGUGGACUCUGACAACAUUCUCAACUUGCCCUCUGUGAUGACUGGGGGAGAGUACACUUGUAUGGCUUGUGUGAAUGUACCACAAGUCAAUAUCAUCAAUCUCUGUACCAACUCAACCAUCACCAUACAGGACACCACCCCCCAGCCAGUGAGUGGUGUGGUGUGUUCCUCCCUCUCUCCCUCCACUCUGAGUGUGAGCUGGUCCCCUCCAACUGACCCUGUCCUCAGUUAUCAGGUGGAGGUCAAAGAAUACAGUAUAGUGGCUGUAGGGAACAUAGUCAGUCUCUCCACUCCAUUUGACCGCCAGAACGUUAUCACCAAUACCACUGUGGAGGGUCUAGCUGCCUCUACCCGGUACCUGGUCAGUGUUCAGGCAGUCAGUGGUGUCGUCUGUAGUGAUUUCACUGAGAUAGACUGCUACACUGAGCAAACACAGCCCCCAGUGGUUACCGGGGUAACUGUGGACAGAAUUAACGGGACUGCCAUGAAUGUCAGCUGGACUCCACUCAACAAAGCUCAGUCCAAUGGCUUCAUUCAGAGUUACAUAGUGACAUACUCUGUUGUCACGACAACACCCAAUCGUAAGAGACAAGGCUCUCAACAAGUGACAGUAUCCAGUGACAAGAGUAGCACUAUCAUUGGAGGACUGGACCCGGGGUCAGAGUACAGUGUUGGUGUGAACGCUAGUGGAGCAGGGGGAACUUCACAAUCCUCUCCUCCGAUAGUGUCCCCCACUAUAACCUCAGUGUUGUUCCAGCUCAGACUCACCAACAUCAACAACUGUCCUGACUGGGUCGAACAACCAGACAGGCUAACUGCUGUCACUGAAGCACUGGUGUCUGAGAUCCAGGGUCUUUGUCAGUGUUCCUUUGCUCUUAGUGAUAUCCAAGAGCCAUCCUUCCAAUGCUUCCCAGAGUCAAACCAAGCUGUAACCUUCCGUGCCAUCACUACCUCCAGUUUCAUUGGUGACAUAUCACGCUGGAUUGCUGACGAUGGUUUACUGAGAGUACAGAGGAUUUUUAUACGAGUGGACAAGACUUGUCAGGUGGAGAUAUCGAACUUUGAGGACACCGAGUGUAACACUAUACCUGUGGGUAGUGAGUCAUCAGCUGCAGUGAUUGGUGGAGUGGUGGGGGUGGUCAUUGUCCUUAUCGUUGCUGUUACCAUUACAGUCAUAGUGAUUGCUGUGCUGGUGUUCAAGAGCAGGAGAGAGAAACUGACUGUCCACAGAACAACAAAACGUGCUCUACCCCCCGUGUCCCUACAGGGUGUGGUCAGUACUGGUGAGAUAAAACCAUACGAGAUGAUAGAAAUGGGUAAUCAUGAAUAUGAGGAAGUAUCCAAGUUCCAACAACCGAGUGGUGGGGAGUAUGAGAUGGUGGGAGGCUCAUCAGCUGGCUAUGAGAACAGGGCUGCUAUAAUGGCUACCAAACAAACAUCACCGCCCCCUCCACCCUCUCCACAACCUUCACAACCCUCACAACAGGAGACAGUGGAUGCCGGGGGUGACUUUGAGGUCACUGAGUGCAUUGCCUACAGUACGACCACCCAUGGCCCCCCUCCCCCCAGCACUACCACCCAUGGCCCCCCUCCCCCCAGCACUACCACCCAUGGCCCCCCUCCUCCUCCCAGCACUACCACCCAUGGCCCCCCUCCUCCUCCCAGCACUACCACCCACGGCCCCCCUCCCCCCAGCACUACCAGUGGAGACCCACUGUAUGCUAACUGACACUAAUGGACUUUGUCACUAACUACCUCAUUCAUACACUCCCAACAUGAUUGUAGAAUUUUUCAGUUUUUUGCGGAUACAAAUUUUCUCUUAGUUUAUAGAUAGCAUUUGCAUAGCAAUUGUUCACCUGUUAUUUUGUACUCAUCAAGUUAUGAUCACUGAUCACUUAUAGCAAAUAUGUCAUUUUGUACAUGUAGUCAUUAAGUUAUGAUCACAUAGAAAAUAAACCA
Messenger RNA from Halichondria panicea, 8624 nucleotides. Its product is annotated as mucin-2-like. The transcript has 29 exons. Gene Ontology annotation, molecular function: protein binding. Lineage: Eukaryota; Metazoa; Porifera; Demospongiae; Suberitida; Halichondriidae. The coding region runs from base 4 to 8394 and encodes 2796 amino acids. The record is from RefSeq and is a predicted model, not a curated record.